AAACUCCAUCUUCACAUCCUCACGUUCAAAUUCGACAUGCAUUUCAGUUCUGAUUCCAGACCCAGACUCGACCCCGACCAGCCUCGCCCAGAGCCCCUCUCGGCGCCUGCCCCCGCGCCUCGGCCCCAGAUAAACCGAUGCAGCUGUUAGCUACCCCACCACGAACACGUCUCAAAACCGUUUCUUUUCUCGGGAGAUUCUGUUUCUCUUAAUACACAUUCGCCAAUUCUUUUUCCCAAAGUCAUUCGCCGGUUCUCUUCGAAUUCCCCUCCUCGCCUCACAACCUUCCGUCCCUCCCUCUACGUGGAUAACAAUGGCAUCCACAAACCAGGGCCCACGCCACGUCGGCCAAUGGCUCUACCUGCGCCCGGAGUGCAUUGACGAGUACAAGAAAUGCCACGCCGCGGUGUGGCCCGAGGUGCUGGAGCAGAUCAAGGAUAGCAACGUGCACGACUACUCCAUCUUCCUCACCCUCACCCCCCGCCCCACGCUCUUCGCCUCCUUCAAAUACACCGGCACCUCCUUCGACGCAGACAUGGCGCGCAUGGCUGCGAACCCCAAGGUGCAGGAGUGGUGGCGCAUGACGGACGGUAUGCAGGAGAGCCCCGUCGAGGGCGCGGUGGGGAGUAAGGAUGGGCCCGGGUGGUGGGGGCAGAGUGAGGAGGUGUUUUAUGUGGAGUAGGGUGUUUGUAUAGGGUUUGCACAGGGUUUGCACGCGGAUGGGGUGCUGGGGUGGGCGGCGAGCGGUAUAGGGAGUGGGAGGGGGUGCUUCCUUGGCCGUGUCGUUUCUAGCUUCCAACUUAUGCUCGGGUUGUGAGUUGUCUGGAAUGUGUGACUACGAGCGCACCGUUCUGAAUCGACCUUUCUGGGAAGUCGUUGCUUCGCAAUUGGGUUUAAAUGUGAUUCUUAGCGUACACAUGGCUCUUCGACCUUUGGGAGUAUACAGAACUCGUCACCCUCAGCCUCUGUAGUCAGUAGUUUCUGUGCAAUGUUGCCAACAAAUCUGCGUGAUACACUUCAGGGUUCCUUACAAUCCGAUGUGUCAGUAAUUCAAGCUGCAACACACGGCCUUCGUGGUAAAACCUGCAUCACCAAAUCAAGCCC
This is a messenger RNA of Boeremia exigua, 1104 nucleotides long. RefSeq names its product L-rhamnose 1-epimerase-like protein. The transcript is spliced from 2 exons. NCBI's taxonomy places the organism in Eukaryota, Fungi, Ascomycota, Dothideomycetes, Pleosporales, Didymellaceae. Gene Ontology annotation, molecular function: racemase and epimerase activity, acting on carbohydrates and derivatives. The record is from RefSeq and is a predicted model, not a curated record. The coding region runs from base 314 to 682 and encodes 122 amino acids.